Molecule: messenger RNA, 321 nt
Organism: Trypanosoma conorhini
Lineage: Eukaryota; Euglenozoa; Kinetoplastea; Trypanosomatida; Trypanosomatidae
Exons: 1
Coding region: 1-321 (106 amino acids)
Source: RefSeq, a predicted model, not a curated record
AUGGGCAGGUGCUGGGAACGCUUCAAGCGUUUGCUUCCCCGCGAGGUCUUCGACAACGGGAACUUUGGCCACCAGUCCCCAGAAAAGCCUUAUCUUGGAAGGACGCUGCUGCUCCACAACGCCACUGCUGCCGCAGGCCAGCAACACGCAACCAAGCAGCAGCGGCACCGCAGAGGAAAACAGACGCCGCGGCAUGUUGGGCCUCUCCCUCUUACUUCCCUCCUUGCGGUGGGUCCUCUCAGGCCGCGAUGGUUGUGUUUGUGUGCGUGUGUGUGUUGCUGGCGGUUGUGGCAGCUGCAGAGCCCUCAAGGCGCACAGUAG